Molecule: messenger RNA, 738 nt
Organism: Zophobas morio
Lineage: Eukaryota; Metazoa; Arthropoda; Insecta; Coleoptera; Tenebrionidae
Product: glutathione S-transferase 1-like
Exons: 3
Coding region: 15-695 (226 amino acids)
Biological process (GO): glutathione metabolic process
Molecular function (GO): glutathione transferase activity
Source: RefSeq, a predicted model, not a curated record
AGUUCAGUACACACAUGUUGCCUAGAUUGUACAUGUUUCAUGGGAGCCCUCCGGCAAGGGCUGUCCUAAUUACAGCCAGAGCCAUCGGUCUAGAUUUGAACAAAAUCGAAAUUAACGUGAUGAAAGGGGAGCACUUGAAACCCGAAUACCUGCGAAUGAACCCCCAACACACGAUUCCUACUUUCGUGGACACGUGCGGCUUCGUUCUUUGGGAUAGUCAUUCAAUUAUGACUUAUCUGGUGUCGAAGUAUGCCAAAAAUGACAAGCUUUACCCGGAAGAGUUGAAAAAACGGGCAACUAUCAAUCAAAGGUUGUUUUUUGAAGCGAGCGUUGUGUAUCCUUACUUGAGAAAAACUUCACUGUCGGUACUUUUCAAAGGCAAAAAUAGUCUGGAUCAAGAAGACAGGAAGGCAGCGAAUGAGUGUUACGGUUUUUUGGAGAGUUUCUUAGAUGGGAGGGAGUGGGUGGCCGGGGAAAAUCUUAGUAUCGCCGAUUAUAGUCUACUGGCGUCAAUUUCGACUCUCAAUUUGUUAAUUUCGGUUGAUGAGGGGAUGUUUCCGAGAGUGAUCGCUUGGUUGAAGAAGUGCGAAGAGCUGCCAGAGUGUGAGGACAACAAAAAGGGGCUUCAAGAAAUGUCGCUUUUGGUUCAAACUAAGCUGAAAGUGGUCACAGAGUCCAUGGUCAAUCACAUCUGAUUUUUGUAAUAAAAAUGUAGUGUCAAUAAAACUCUCAAAAGGU